Messenger RNA from Hylaeus volcanicus, 1701 nucleotides. It is a transcript of the gene trus, whose product is annotated as programmed cell death protein 2-like. Bases 150 to 1412 code for a protein of 420 amino acids. Gene Ontology annotation, cellular component: cytoplasm. Lineage: Eukaryota; Metazoa; Arthropoda; Insecta; Hymenoptera; Colletidae. The record is from RefSeq and is a predicted model, not a curated record. The transcript has 4 exons.
CAGGAUACUAUUAAAAGCGCACGCGUGAACUGUGAUACUGAUGCUUGUCAGCUGUCCACCGCUGAAUACAACGUUGUAUUGAGAAUUGAAGUAUUCUUUGUCCUACUACGAAGUCUUCCAAUGAAGAAAUAUAGUUUUAAUCAGACUUAAUGGCUUGUGAUAAUCGGACGAAAGUAUACUUGGGAUACGAAGAUGAAUACGUUACUGAUAAGCACCGGUCCAGUAUCAAUUUUAUGACAAAUAAGAUCGGCGGAUUUCCAAACUGUCACGAGAAAACUACAUUGUCGUUACCGCAAUGUAGAUUAUGUGGAUUACAUCAGCUCCUGGCACUUCAGCUGUAUGUUCCAUUAGAUAAUUCUAAGUAUCAUCGAACGCUUUAUAUUUUCGCAUGUAUAAAUCCAAACUGCUGGAAUCAAAAUGAAAGUUGGACUUGUAUAAGGGUGCAAGUAUUAGAAGACGAAUGUAAAACAAAUGCUUUAGACAGUAGCAGUGUAAAUGUGCCAUCAACAACGUCAUGGUUAUCGGAUGCUGAUGAUUGGGGUGAUAAUUUAAAUGACAAUUCUGAAAAAAAUGGGAAUAAUUUAUUGAGCAACAAUGCUAUAAAAUUGAAUUUUUCCCUGAGAAGAGAAAUAGAUGAAAAUAUCAGGGAAGAAUUAUCUGUACUACAUGUUGAUGAUCCUAAUGCAAAUAGUCCAGCAAGUGUAGAAUCUCCAGUUGGAAUAGGUGCUGUAGGUAGAUUAGAUUCACCUCAGGCAUCCGCUGAAAUUGAUGGAGAAGAAAGUGAAGUUGUCUGCAUCGAUACUCCAACACAGCCUCAAUGUGAUUUAAUUAGUUUGUUGCAUGAUGUAACUCCCUUUCCUAUUCAAUUGGAAUCAAACACAGAAACCAAAUUUUCAUUUGUUGAAAUAUUCCUUUCUGUGGAAGAAGAAGAUCGUGGUACAGAUGUACCACAACAUGUUUGUGAUUUACUCCUUGAAUACCAAUACAGGAAUCCAGAUUUAUCUACAAAAUCUGUAGCAGACUUGGACGAAAGCAAGACUACAGAAACAGCUACAGAGAAAUAUGAAAAGAGCAUUCCUAUGCAUGGAGAUGAAAUGUUUCACAACUUUGUUUCUCAAAUACAAAAGAAUCCUGGUCAGCUUUUGCGAUAUUCACGAGACAAUUCUAUGCCAUUAUUAUUGUAUCCUAUUAGUGGAUGUGUCGGAAGAUGUCGACAUUGCGGCAGUGAAAUGACAUUCGAACUUCAAAUUUUACCUACAUUAAUUUCGAAAUUAAUACUUCAACCACGAACUGAAAAGAAUUUCCAAAUUGAAUUUGGUACUGUUUUAGUUUAUACUUGUGCCAGAAGUUGUUGGUCCGCGACAGAUUUAUACAGGGAAGAGCACGUUAUUGUUCAAGCAGAGAGGUUAUAGUGAUAGUACAAUUGAAAUAAAUUUAAUAGAAUUUUAAACUUUCGAUAUUAGAGAAAUUGUAGUUACAUCGUUUUGGUUGCAAAAUACCGUCCAUCCUUCUGCAUAUACAUUAGAAUUCCUGAUAAUGAAUGAUGCAUAAAAAUAAAGUUUUAAUUCCAGGUGCAAAUUCAUUCCAUAUACCUUUUUAAAGAGUAUACUAGGACAGUUGUGAAAGUUAUUUUAUUUUUAUGUAGUUUAAGAAAAACUGUACAUUGCUAUUCAUACAUAAAUACAGAAACUUUAAUGGAAA